Messenger RNA from Xenopus laevis (African clawed frog), 8554 nucleotides. It is a transcript of the gene zfyve28a.S, whose product is annotated as lateral signaling target protein 2 homolog. The coding region runs from base 250 to 3072 and encodes 940 amino acids. Gene Ontology annotation, cellular component: cytosol; early endosome membrane. The transcript is spliced from 14 exons. NCBI's taxonomy places the organism in Eukaryota, Metazoa, Chordata, Amphibia, Anura, Pipidae. Gene Ontology annotation, molecular function: metal ion binding. The record is from RefSeq and is a predicted model, not a curated record.
GAAGCAGAUGCGCAUGCGUCAUUCUGUCUCUGUGUAUGUCUAUGAGUGGUGCUGCUGCUUUGGGAUGGUGACUGUUUCGGGGCUGUCAGUGAGUGGAGCCCUCCGUGCCGGUUGCGAACAGGGGGUGGGUGAAGCCAGUGACCGGCCAAGAAGGCGAUAGGCAUCCCUGCCCCCACCCCUAGCUGGAUCCUAGUCCCUGGAAGUUGCCUGUCCCGUUGGGAUUUGUUAGUAGCUGCAGCUUCAGAGGGAAUGAUGAACAGGUUCAGAAAGUGGCUGUACAAACCCAAGAGGUCUGACCCGCAGCUUCUUGCACAAUUCUACUAUGCAGACGAAGAGCUUAACCAAGUGGCUGCUGAGUUGGACAGUUUGGAUGGAAGGAAGGACCCCCAGAGGUGUACGCUUUUAGUCAACCAGUUCCGAUCGUGCCAGGACAGUGUUUUAAAUAUCAUAAACCAGAUUAUGGAGGAAUGUAUUGCACAUGAGCGAGCAAACAGGGAUUUCUGCGUGAAGUUUCCAGAAGAAAUCCGACAUGAUAAUCUGGCGGGACAGCUCUGGUUUGGAGCCGAGUGUUUGGCUGCCGGCUCUAUCAUAAUGAAUCGUGAAAUAGAGAGUAUGGCUAUGAGACCUCUAGCCAAAGACUUAACCAGAAGCCUUGAAGAAGUGAGGAAUCUAAUCCGUGACCAGGCCCUGCGGGAUCUCAACAUUUACACGGAGAAAAUGAAAGAAUCCCUCCGACAUUUCGAUGUUCUGUUUGCAGAGUUUGAAUUAAGCUAUGUCUCUGCCAUGGUACCUGUAAAGUCUCCAAAAGAAUAUUAUGUGCAGCAGGAAGUUAUUGUUCUUUUCUGUGAAACUGUAGAAAGAGCCUUAAAGCUUGGAUACCUCACACAAGAUAUGAUCGAUGAUUAUGAACCAGCAUUAAUGUUUACAAUCCCAAGACUAGCCAUUGUGUGUGGUCUUGUUGUUUACGCUGAAGGACCGCUUAACCUCGAACGCAAACCAGAAGACAUGUCUGAACUUUUUCGUCCUUUCCACACCCUGCUAAGGAAGAUAAGAGAUCUUCUCCAGACCUUAACGGAAGAAGAAUUACAUACUCUAGAGCGGAACCUGUGCAUAUCCCAGGAUGUGGAGUUUCCCGUCAGUGCAGAUCCUGAAGUGCCCUCAGCAAUCUCUCCUGUGUUAGUGACUGCCUUACCUACAGAAGAGCCGCCCAUAGCAAAAGCUGAGAACGUAGAGGUGGAGCUGGCAUGCUCCAUGCAGUAUGAUGAACAAGAACUGGAACAGCUAAAUAUGAUGGUUCAUAGAGUAGGGGAUGAAAUGUCUUCUUUACUUUCUCCACCAAGUGUCUACCAGUCUCCAGCUCACAGGGCUAACACUAGUAACGAGGCUUCUCCGUGCAGGCGCCCCCUAACGGAUGAGGAGGAUAGGGUGUUUUUCAUGGAAGACCUUGAUGGAUAUGGGGAGGUUCUUGCAAGGUCUAGGCCUUCUGAGAACACAAUCUCAUGGGUCAACAACUCCUGUUACAACGCCAAGCAGCCAACACUGUACCAAGACCCUGUAGUACAAAAUGGGGACCUUGCAGAUGGGGAAAUGGAUAUAAGCAAUAACAACAACAUUGAUGGGAGUAAAAUGCUGGCAGCCAGCACUUCUCUCCAGAACUCUUGUAGUUGUUUAGAUGCUCCAGAAUCACAUUUAUACCUCAAUGGAUGGGAUACAAAUGGGGAAGAUGCAGAAACUGCCGAAAUCAUUGCCCACAGGACCGGGGGAAUGAAGAUCUCUGCAACUGUCAUCUUUAACCCAAAAUCCCUUGCAAAUUCUCCAGAAACAUCCCCCGAUCUCGCCAGCAGCUGCAUUCCUUUAUCUUCAGACCCCCUGACCAGUAGCGAAGAAGAGGAAUCCCACAAGCUUAGCAUAGCUGCUACCAACUGUUUAAUUAACUCUUGCGUAUGUUGUGGGAGCUGCGAAGACACCCGAGACGACAGCUUAGAAGGGUUAAGAAAUGUAUCAGGUAAAGUUAUAAAUGCUUCCUACAGUUUAAUAAAAUCCAAGGAAUUGGGCCACACGGACAGAUCAGACUGUACAGUGUCUGCCAAAGAGCUGUUCAAAAUGGAAAGUCCAACUGUUUUGUUACUGGAUAAAGAGACAACGAGACAGGAGCAACCGUAUCCCAACUCAUCUAAGUGCCUGCCACUCAACUCAGGUUCCCACAUAGGAAUGGACAGUGAAUCUGAUGAGCCUCUGGGUGCCUCACACGAUCAGCUGAAAAGUGACUCAAAGAGACAUGAAACUUGCAGCAAAGAGAGACCUUCAGAAGAAGCUGAGGAGCCACCUUCCGACAGGGCGUCAGCAGAUAAUAUAACGUCUAGUUCCAGUUCUCAGGAUGAAUUACGUGAUUCUGCCCUCAACUCCAUCUCCAGCAGUGACUAUGAGAGUGUUUCUGUCACUACAUGUAGUCUCUCCAGCUUAGAUUCUCUGAGUUCUUGCUCAUCAGACGACAUUGAUCAGGAGGAGAUUCAGCUGGCGCUGCAGGCCGCGAAAAUUGCUUCCCGACACAAGAUCCGAUCCCGUUUCCACAGCAGUAAUGACCUCAUUCACCGACUCUUUGUCUGUAUCUCAGGUGUCGCCGAUCAGUUACAGACAAACUACGCCAGCGACCUAAGAAGCAUACUGAAGACUUUGUUUGAGGUGAUGGCCACCAAACAAGAGACCGAAGACAAGGGCAAGCAAAAGAAAGCCAAUCAGGGGCUUAGAAGUGCAGCCUUAGAAGAUUGUGCUCUGUGCCAGGAAACCAUCACCUCUUCAGAGCUGGAUGCGAAGGCCCAGGAUGGGGAAUUUGAAGAUCCUCCUGAAUGGGUGCCGGAUGAAGUGUGCAGUUUAUGCACGGCCUGUGAGGCCCCCUUCACCGUCAUUCGCAGGAAACACCACUGCCGGAGCUGCGGCAAGAUCUUCUGCUCCCGCUGCUCUUCCCAUUCCGCCCCUUUGCCGAGAUAUGGACAGAUGAAGCCCGUACGUGUCUGCACUCACUGCUACAUGUUCCACGUCACCCCCUUCUACAGCGACAGGGCAGGAUUGUGACGGCCACAUUUGGAGAAACUGGAUCCUCAGCUUGCACUCUACCCAAGCCAAGAAUCACCUCCGGACAGAGGAGCUGGGGGCAAUAGUGCAGGAGGCAAAGUGCAGGAGGCAUGCAGGCUUUAACCCAAACAUUGCUCAUGCUUUGUACAGAGUUCUGAUUGCAUUUUCUAAAGCUGCUAAAGGAAGAAGAUGAACCGUCUGCAGAUCCCGUCUUUGUAUCAGUCUUCCAAACAGUCCCGCUUUAAGCUAACCAAUGCCAUUGACUACUAGAGAAGUGCUCCCGGUGAGGAAUAGGGCUAUGAGCAUUCUGUUUUACCUUAAACGCCGGAGACUCAAUGAUUGUAGCAUCUCUCUGCAUCAUAACCUCUCCAUAAUCAUAUCAGCCCUGUAUUUCCUCUUCUACUUUCCUCGUAUAAUUUAACCGGGAGGGAAGGAAGGAAACAAUGGAACAGAAAUAGAAGCCGGAAGCCAAAUGCAAGUGCUUGUCAUGCAAAGAGCUUUUCCUUUUUUUCCCAAAUUCAUAGCAAUAAUGUUAAAAACUAUCAUUAUAAGAUUUUGGCCCAUGGGUAUCCGCAAACACAGUGACCUCAGAGACAUGACAUCAUGUGUGUUCCCUUCUCUGAUCCGGUUGUACCAUGUGACACAGUAUUUGUAGGGGGUUUGGUUUUACACUUGAGUCGCACACAGGAGAGAUUCUGGUGAUGAUUUGCAUUCCUGGGGAGGGAAGUAACAUGGGAACAUUAUCCUGCACAUUCCAGUGUUAUACUGUUUAUGUGAUGCAUUUAUUUAUGAAGGGGCUGGUGUUCUACACAUGUGACAUACACUUUGGGGUGGAUAAGGGUCUCUGUGUCCCAGAUUUUCCAUAUGGAGAUACAGACAGAGAAGAAUCAUUAAUGUCCCUAUUUACACACGUUUGAUAAAGGGGAAAUCUGCCUGAGCAGCGAGUGUUACGCUCAGAUCCAUUCAUUUCACCCUGGAGAAAACUGGAAUAAUUUAUAGUGUGUUAAAACAUGAAUCUGAGUUUUAUUAGGCAAGUAAAUCACCUUGUCAUAACAUAGUGAAUGAUGUAGUUCUGCCGUACCCUUCCCACAGUAUAGAAGCCCACAUUUGUGUCUGGUUGGUUGUGUGCUAGCUGAUCCAUUUUUUGUUGUUGGUGCAGGUUAAUCCUGGAUACACUGGAUUUGAUCAUAUAUAUAUAUUUAUUUUUUUGGGCGGCUGAUGAGGAAAUCUAAGCUAUGGAAAUACUGUAUAAAUCUUGGGCCCCAGGAAGGCAGGGUGUCCCCAGCAAUCUUUGUUGGCAGGCCAAGAUCUGCACUGGGGGGGGCUGCAGGGGUUACAUCCCUGAUAUAAACACUAAACCUUAGUCCUUUUACCAUUCUUGGGCUAUUUUAGGGGACUGUCCUAAAUGACAAACCUUUAAAAGGACUGGAGUUGCAAAAGGUGGGUUGGCCUUAGAGAGAGCAGGGGUGUGGGAUUGGUGCGAGUUUGGGGAUGGUCUUAAAUUUUGUCGGGGGAGCCUGAGAAGCUAUGGGUUCAAUUUGGCUGCCCCCUUUGCUCUGUCUUAACCCCCCAAACCAGUCAUAUCUUAUUCAUAAGCAGCCCCUGUCUGUAGGGGAAUAUUUAUUGGAAUAGAGGGGGAAUUAAGGAAUGUAUUUUUAUUACUUGUGACUUUUUAAUCAUAAAUGUUUUUUAUUUUAUUUUUCUGCGUUAUCACCUGCCCUUCAUUUAUUUUAUAAAUAUUGAUUCUAUAAAGUAAUAAGAGUCAGAGUUGGGGAAAUUACACUGGUGCCUGGAAACAGUCUGUAUAGUUUAUAGUUUGGAUAGGGAGAGUGGUGGAAUGGUGAGCACAGACGGGCAAGAUGGCAGCAGCAGGGCAAUAUGAUGACAGUAGUAGGGCAAGAUGACAGUAGUAGAAGAUGGGAGAAGUAGGGCAAGAUGAUGACAGUAGUGCAAGAUGACAGUAGUAGAAGAUGGCAGCAGCAGGGCAAGAUGACAGUAGUCGGGCAAGAGGAUGACAGUAGUGGAAGAUGGCAGUAGUAGGGCAAGAUGAUGACAGUAGCAGGGCAAGAUGACAGUAGUAGAAGAUGGGAGAAGUGGGGCAAGAUGAUGACAUUAGUGCAAGAUGGCAGCAACAGGGCAAGAGGAUGACAGUAGUAGUGCAAGAUGACAGUAGUAGGGCAAGAUGACAGUAGUAGGGCAAGAUGACAGUAGUAGAAGAUGGCAGUAGUAGGGCAAGAUGAUGACAGUUUUCGGUUUUGGAUUCGGCCAAAUUUUUCUGCCUGACCACACUGAAUCCUAAUUAGUAUAUGCAAAUUAGGGGCGGAGGGAAAUUGUGUGACUUUUUGUCACAAAACAAGGAAGUAAAAAAUAUUUUCCCCUUCCCGCCCGUAAUUUGCAUAUGCAAAUUAGGAUUUGGUUCGGUAUUCGGCCAAAUCUGUUGCAAAGAAUUCGGGGGUUCAGCUGAAUCCAAAAUAGUGAAUUCAGUGCCUCCCCAAUGGCGACAGUAGAACAUUAUAAUAGUGUUGCCCAACCUGCAGCUCAUUAUUUGUUGAAGUUUAACUCCUAGGACCCACUGGGGUUUGCAGGGGUCAAGACCUAGUUUAUAUAAAGAGAUUUAUAUAGAGAGGUUGCGUUGGAAUGUGUCUGACAAGGUUAAUUUGUGGCUUUCCUGCUUUUUGCUGAACUUCAGUGCCACUCCCAUUGUCCACUGCAGGCUGAGGGUAAAGGGAGUUGCAGUUCUGUAGGAAUUCACAUCAACACGCAAAUCUGAUAUAAUGUGUUGGAGUAGGAUAUAGAGCUGUGAGCAGACUAUGGUCAGAUGGAGCCACAGGCUGGGGUUACUCUAUGGGCUCCUCACUACAGUGACAGACAUAUGAGCUCACUGAGGGGAAAUGUCAGCCAUAAAGCAAGACUGAGCUGUUGUACAUGAGCUGUAGCAGCAAAUUACAAGGUUGCUUAUAAAAAGGCACCAGGGAGGGAGUAUGAAAAUGUGUUGACACUGUCUGCAGUUUGGUAGUAUAAAUUGUAGCAAGAGGUUUGCCCCUCCAGCAUGUUCCAUCAUAGGUUUGUAGAGACUGCUGGGAGGUGUAGUACAGAAAGAGGUGGAGUACUAUUUUCAUAUCUUUGUAAGCAAUUGCUAUGGAUGAUCAACUUCUAGUCCAGGCUAUUGGCUGAACUGGAUUUCCCAGACAGCUAAGAGCCUUCCUUGCUUUAUACUACAGGCACUGCUAUUACUUAAAUUGAAAUAACAAUUGUCAGCUCCCAGUGCCGUUAUCCCUCGGAUCCCCCCAUGAUCAGGGGCUCUCAGCCCGCGGCCUUGCAGUUGGGUCAGACCCCGGCGCCAGUAAUUAUGGCUCUACUAUACAGUUUUGGUUUUCACCAUCCGCUGUGUCUUCCAAUUUAACAAUCACUGUGGCUUAUUAUUAUACAGUUAUAAUUAGCAUGUUACGGACAGAAGAAGCCAUAGCUGCUUGUGUUUACAUAGAAUAUUCCUUCUCCACUGUAUUUGCCUUCAUACCUUAUCAAUAAUGUUGAAAUAUACAAGUAUGGGACCUGUUAUCCAGAAUGCUCAGGACCUGGGGUUUUUACGGAUAAGGGAUCUUUCUGUAAUUUGGAUCUCCUUACUUUCUAAGUGCUGAGUCUGUUUAAAAUCAUGUAACCAUUAAAUAAACCCAAUAGGCUGCUUUUGCCUCCAAUAAGUAUUAGUGUUAUCUUAGUUGGGAUCAAGAUCAAUUUAUUACAAAGAAAAAGUAAAAUAUUAAAUUAUUUAAUUAAGUCUAUGGAAGACAGCCUUAAGCUUGAGCUUUCUGGAUAACGGGUUUCCGGAUAAUGGAUCCUAUACCUGUAUUCUAGAGCCCUGACACCCCAGGUGUUGAUAAUUAAGGGUUAAAGCAUGCUGGGAGUUGCAGCUAUAGGAAGAGGAUAGAUUUCUGCAUGCCUAUCCUGACCAAUAUAAUUGUACAGGUAUGGGAUCCGUUAUCCGGAAACCGGAAUUACGGAAUGACAGUCUUCCAUAGACUCCAUUUUAUCCAAAUAAUCCAAAUUUUAAAAAAACAUUUCCUUUUUCUGUGUAAUAAUAAAACAGUCGCUUGUACUUGAUCCCAACUAAGAUAUAAUUAAUCCUUAUUGGAAGCAAAACCAGCCUAUUGGGUUUAUUUAAUGUUUACAUGGUUUUCUAGUAAGGUAUGAAGAUCCAAAUUACAGAAAAGAUCCCUUAUCCGGAAAACCCCAUGCAUUCUGGAUAACAGGUCCCAUACCUUUAAUAUGAAUAUAGAUUGGCACUGCUUGAAAAUCUCAUGUGCUGAUAGGGCUGUACUUUCUGGAUUGGCAUCAAAGGGCCCAAUGCUUAGGGCGGAGGCUUACAAGGGUGGCCCUCUGUUGCUUAUAUAGGAAAAAAGAUUUCCCAAAAAAAUUGACUAAAGCCUUCAGCUCACAGCGCACCAAUCAGAUGGGAGAUCCAUGGACAGAUGUGUUGGAUAGAGUAUGGGGUCGCCAUGAUUAAUCCCAUGAUUGUCUAUUUUGUGUUCAUCAUAUAUAGAUAUAAGUCCUCCCAUGGAAAGUCUUCUGUUGGCAGCCUCCCUCUUUCCCUAGUCCAGCAACAUCUGGGAUAUAACAUAACAGCGAUAUAGAGCCUGCCUGGGCUGAUACAAGCACAAUGGCACUCCCCGCGGAUAUAGAUCAGUACAGAGAUAAUCAGAGAAGAAGAAUUCAAUGUCUUAUGAUGUGUUAGCCUUCCAGUGAGUUUGGGGAGAGUUGUAGUUCUGCACAACUGGAAGGCCGCUCUAUUAUCUAAGAAACUGAUUUUGUUUACGCCUGUGGAAGCUUUGUGGCCAACAUAGAGAGUUAUUGAGAUAUGCACGAGACACACGUACAAAUAUGGCUUCCCUAUUAACGCCAUGCUAUAGGCCUUCCCGAUAUUAUCCACCAGCAGGGGUAUCUCCUAUUAGUACAGAGCUGCCUCGCUACUGUAAGGUGUAGUUCUGCAAGAGCUGCUGGUGGAACCUCCCUGCUGUACGAGCCCCACAGCCCCCGUGUCUGGUGGAGAGAGAGAGCGGCAUCAACCCUUGGUUUUCUCAUCAGGCUUCAAUCUCAGGCUUCACUUUGCAACAGAUAUUGCCGUUUCUUUACUUUUCCUUUAUUUAAGGACACAUUGUGCUUGUUUUUUGUACGUUUCCGCUACGAGAUGUGACAUAAAUAUGCACCGACUCCUCCUCCUGUGAAACAGAACGAAUAUUAUUUAAUGGAUUGUACCUUUAUUUAUUUAAAGCCUCUUCUUAUUUUGUAAAUGCCAUAGAAACGAGCAGAGAAACCUUUCCAUGAAUCUAUUUACGGAUCUCAGAUGCUGUACAGUAGUUUCUUAUGUAAAUACUUGGAUUUCUCUACGUGAAAAGCACAAUGACUUUGUGUUGGGACUCAGUCGCCUCUGAGGGACACUUUUGUCUUGUAAUCACUUCAGAUAAUUAAACUAUCAGUAAUUUCUCUA